AUGGCGGAGACAUAUCUGCCCAUAUUGACGGAGGCUUUUUGGAAAAACUGCAGCGAAGGCUCCUACGACCGUAUGGAUUUCCCAAAUUGUUGUGUAGCAGUCGAUGGGAAGCAUAUAGCUAUCCAAUGUCCACCGAAUGCGGGAUCAUUGUUCUACAACUAUAAAAAGCAGCACUCAAUCGUGCUAAUGGCGAUCUGCGAUGCGCAAUACAAUUUCUUAGCUGUUGACAUUGGCGCAUAUGGCGGCAAUUCCGAUGGAAGUGUGUUUGCUUCGAGCGAAUUUGGCAAGUUACUUCUAUCCGGAACGUUGGGAUUACCUCCGCCAUCAAAGUUGCCGCACAGUACGAUUGAAUGCCCACAUUUUAUAGUUGGCGAUGCAGCUUUUCCGCUGAAACCAAGUCUGAUGCGGCCCUUCCCAGGCAAAAAUUUGACAGAAGUGCAGAGAAAUUUUAAUAAAAGGCAAUCCGCUGCACGCCGGCCCAUCGAAAACACGUUCGGGAUAAUGGUGGCGAGAUGGAGAAUACUCAAAUCUCCUUUGUGUAUGUUUCCCGAAUCCGCCGAAAAACUAGUUAAAGCAAUAGUAGUAUUACAUAACUUUGUGAAGAUCCAUAAUGAGCAUCAAUAUGCUCCACCUGAAUUCGUGGAUAGAUUCGACGAAUCAGGUAAUUUGAUUCCCGGAGAAUGGCGUACACAAGCUCAGCCGUUACCGAGUGUUACUAGUGAUGUAGUUACGCGAGGGCAUAAUGCACCACGUAAUGCAUAUCACGUGCGUAAUGAUUUGGCACAGUAUGUGAUAGAGCAUCCAGCUAAGAGAAAGUAUAAUGUUUAA
Messenger RNA from Armigeres subalbatus, 828 nucleotides. RefSeq lists its product as uncharacterized. The coding region runs from base 1 to 828 and encodes 275 amino acids. The transcript has a single exon. NCBI's taxonomy places the organism in Eukaryota, Metazoa, Arthropoda, Insecta, Diptera, Culicidae. The record is from RefSeq and is a predicted model, not a curated record.